UGGGGGAUAUACUAUGGGGAGGGGGCUCCCUGCACCGAGCAGUUUUCCCAGGAGGUUGACAUGCGGAGGCCUUCUGGGGGCCCCUGGUCUCCAGUGCCUGCCCAUCAGGCCAGACCCUGAGGACUGGCAGAGGUCCCAGGGUGAGCGGGGGUCUCUGACCACCAGGAGCAGCCUUCACCUCCUGGCGGGGGUUUCCUUGUCUCCCCACCUGCUUGCCUGGGGCACUUGGUCACUCACAGGUAGGCGGUGCUGGUGUUGGCCUAAUCCCUGCCUACCCCCAGGGGAUCUGGGGCCUGUGAAGUGUGUCCUGGCUGGGCCGGGGUGUGGGCACUGCAGGGACAGGGCCUGGGCCCCUUCCCUGAGGAAGGAGGGGCGGGUGUGGCCUUGUGCGCAGCGUCUGUGACUGAGUGAACUUCCGGGAGACGUGUGCUCGGACUGUGUGUCCCUGAAGCCUCCAUACCUGGUACUGGCGCCCCACCCUGCCAGUUGCUUCCGCAGACCCUAGGAGGCCUUCCCCCUCCUCCUUGCUCACCCCCAGCUGACCAUGGGGGCCACCAACCCUCGGGGUAUCCAGGGCCAGCCACUUCUCCCCACUCCUCGCUCUCACUGGGGCCUGAAUGCCUUGUGGUGGUCACCUCUGCCCCACCUCCACCCCAUACUGCAGCCACACACUGGGUCUUUAAAAUAUAAGUCAGAUCUGGGCUGUGCAUCAACUCAGAACCUGCCAGGGCCGCUUCACAGGCCAUGACCUGUGCUGUCCUGCAGGGCCCUGCGGCUGGAGGGCCCCGUGCCUGGUUGAACGCUCUGCUGUUUUGAAAUGCUUCAUGACUUUUGAAGAAGAGGCACCACAUUUAAGGUUGCACUGGGCCCUCAUGUCUGAUGCCGGCCCUGGAGCCCUCCAGGGAAACCCCUGUCCCACCAGGACAAGCCACAGGACUCCUGGAAUGCAGCACUAGGCGUCCUGUGGUUCGUUCAGCCCCCUCCCCGUCUUGGCCUGUCUCUGUCAUGAGCUGGUUACCUUCCCUGUGGUCAGUCCCAUGAGGGAAGGGCCUCUGCGUGUUGUGGUCAUGGUUGUGUCCCCAGACCCCUUCCCUGGGCCCUGCCUGCCCAGCACUCGGUGCCGGGGUUCAGGCUGGGAGAAGCAGAGCCUCAGGGCUCAGUGUUGCUUUCCUGGGUGUUGUGCUGCCCCGGGCCGGCCACGCCAGGAGGUGCUCCUGGUGGGAUCAUGUGGACACACGCAGGUCCACACGCAGAGAGUGUGGCCAGUGUCCCCCAAGCUGAUGUCAUCAUUUCAGCCCCCAGCACCUGGGAGAGAGAGAGAAGAUAUGAGGUGUGGUGGGACUGGAAGAGAAGGAAUUUUAGGCCACGUUGGCCACACGGUCCCCAGGUGUUGUCGUGGGGAUGCCAGGUUACACAGGACAGAUGCCUGGUAAUGGAUUUGGGGGCUGUGCUCAGGAAAGGCUGGGGCCUGCUGUGGCUGGAGCCAGUGUUUCUGAAUGUGGCCUAGGAGCCUCGGAAGGUCCAGGUCUGUGCUGGCCUCUGGUGUGCCCGCCUGGGGCCCUGUCACUGGCCCCACUUUGACACCACGCCCUCUCCCCUCCAGGGCCAGACGGGCCUCGGGCCUCGUGCUGGCAAGAUGAGCGUCACCUCCUGGUUCCUGGUGAGCAGCAGCGGCACCCGCCACCGCCUGCCACGUGAACUCAUCUUCGUGGGACGCGACGAGUGUGAGCUCGUGCUGCAGUCCCGCAGCGUGGACAAGCAGCAUGCCGUCAUUAAUUACGACCAGGAGAGGGACGAACACUGGGUGAAGGACCUGGGCAGCCUCAAUGGGACCUUCGUGAACGACGUGCGUAUCCCAGACCAGAAGUAUGUCACGCUGAAGCUCAAUGAUGUCAUCCGCUUCGGCUACGAUGCCAACAUGUACGUGCUGGAGCAUGUGCAGCACCGCCUCCCUGAGGAGGCCCUCAAGCACGAGAAGUAUACCAGUCAGCUGCAGGUGGGCGUCAAAGGCUCAACACCCAAGAGGGGCGAGCCAUUGCCAGACCACACGCCGUACUGUGAGUCCUCAAACCCCAGGCCAGAGAAGGGGGACCGGAGGCCAGGGACAGAGGCGGCGACCUACCGCACGCCCCUGUAUGGGCAGCCAUCCUGGUGGGGGGAGGAUGAUGGUGGCAGCCCACCCGAUGACCGGCAUCAGGAGGAGCCUGACCCAGAGCGUUCCAGGGGCCCAGCCCAGCAGGACAGGGAGCUCAGUGGCACGCCAGCUGGUUUCCGGGCCGCCGUGGAGACGCAGGGCUAUUCGUUCCGCCGUGAGCCCAGCUACUUUGAGAUCCCCACAAAGGAGUCACCACCGCCUCCGCCACCGGCAGUGCGUUCCCCCGAGGUGCUGCCACGUGAGGCCCCCACCCAGGACCAGGAGCCAGGCGGUGGCGGGGCAGCGCCCGUGGUGCACAGCCAUGCCUCCUUCACCAUCGAGUUUGACGACUGCAGCCCCGGCAAGGUGAAGAUCAAGGACCAUGUCACCAAGUUCGCCCUGCGCCAGCGGUGGCCCCCAGGCAAGGAGGCCGCACCUGCAGAGAUGGUAUCAGCUGAGACCAAGGUGGCUGACUGGCUGGUGCAGAAUGACCCCAGCCUGCUACGCCGGGCUGGCCUGGGGGACGACCGCCACAGCACCAAGAGUGAUCUGCCCAUCCACACCCGCAUGCUGAGAGGCCACAAGCACGAAGAUGGCACGCAGAGUGACUCGGAGGACCCGCUGGCUCCAGCGGUGUCCACGGCGACUGGGGUGUCUGUGGAGGCCAGCGGGGAGCAAGCCCGGCUGCAGCGGCAGAUCAAGCGUGACCCCCAGGAGCUGUUGCACAACCAGCAGGCCUUUGUCAUCGAGUUCUUUGACGAGGACACACCCCGCAAGAAGCGCUCCCAGUCCUUCACUCACACACCGCCCGCGGAGCCCAAGGCUGACAAGCGCACCCGCGCCCCUGGCCUGGCCGACAGGGACCGCCCGGGCGUGUCCCCAGCCCCUGUGCGGGCAGCAGGCGUCAGUGCGGGUCCCCAGCGUGCUGGCUCACUCAAGCGGGAGAAGACCGAGGAUCGGCUGAGCGGCUCUGCACCCAUUGCCCGUGCUCCCACCCGCCCCUUCGGCAGCAUGGGCCGCCGCUCCCGGCUAGCACAGGACUUCAUGGCCCAGUGCCUGCGUGAGGGAUCCCCAGCCGCCCGGCCUGGCCCCGACAAGGCGCCCCAGGCCCCGCCCACCCCCUUGCCACCCCGGGGGGCCAGCCCUGUGGCCCCCCUGCCGUCGCCCCCCGCCGAUCCCCAGCUGACCAAGGCACGCAGACAGGAGGAGGAUGACAGCCUCAGUGAUGCGGGUACCUACACCAUUGAGACGGAGGCACAGGACCAGGAGGUGGAGGAGGCCCGCAGGAUGAUCGACCAGGUCUUUGGAGUAUUCGAGUCCCCGGAGCUUUCCCGCGUGUCCUCAGCCACUUUCCGCCCAGUCAUCAGAGAUGACAGAGAGGAGGUGGCCGAUGCGAGUGUGGCCCAGCGGCUCGCCCUGCCACAGGAGUUUGCAUCUCGGCCAGCAGCAGCCCCACAGGCAGAGCACCAGGGGCCUGGCUCACCUGGGGCUCAGAAGUGGGUGUCCCGCUGGGCCAGCCUGGCUGACAGCUACUCAGACCCGGGCCUGACAGAGGACGGCGCUGGCCGCCGGGCCAUGGAGCCUGAGGUGGCCCUGCCCUCACGCACACGGCGCCUCCUCCCACAGCUGCCCAGUGAGCGGGCAGAUAGCCCCGCAGGCCCUGAGGCCACCAGGAAGGCUGGGCCCGGGUUGCCAGAGCCGGGCAGCGAGCAGGCCAGCCCACUCUUUGGCCAGGAGGACCUGGACCCCGACAGCCUCAGCGACGCCAGUGGGUCGGAUGGUGGGCGGGGCCCUGAGCUAGGCAGGGGGCAGCCACCAGAGAGACGCAGGAGCCCUGAGGAGGUGCUGGCGUGGACGAGGGGCCAGCGCUCACCCCGGACCCUGGGGGAAACAGCUCCCACCUCAUUCUUCAUCAGCGACCAGAAUGGGGAGGCCGGCACCACUAGGAAACCGUUUACAGCUCCAGGGGAGGCAGAAGGUCCAGGGCAGGUACCUCCACCGCGGGUGACUCUGCCCAGCAUGCAGACACAAAAUGGCCCCUGCGUCAGCACCAGUGGGCGGAUGGUCAUCCAGCUUCACACCGGGCGCUCACUGGAGCCCGGGGGCCACGGCCCAGCCCCGUCCAAAGAGGCCCUGGCCUUUGUCCGGCAGGAGAGCUUCACCAAGGAGCCAGCCAGCGGCCCCCCAGCCCCUGGCAAACUCCCAUACAUCUCCAGCCACCCCUUGCUCCAGGAUCUGGCCAUGGCCCGGGCUGCCCGCUCCGAACUCCACUCCCAGGACACCCACCUGAUCCUGAAGGAGACCGAGACAGCCCUGGCGGCUCUGGAGGCCCAGCUGUUGUCCAAGUCCACAGAGGUACAGGGCGAGGGGGGCAGCCCCCUUGGGCCACCAGAAGACUCCCUCUCCGGGGACUCAGAUGUGGACACAGCCAGCAUGGCCAGCCUGCUCAGUGGCAAGAAUGAACCCAGCCCAACCACCCCACCUGCAGGGUUGCAGAAGGACAAGCCACUGGCCACACAGGACCCAGGGGUCUCUGCCUUGAGCAGCGCCCGGGAACGGCUCUCAGAGAAGCAGCGCCACCCAGCAGACCCCGGUCGUGGAGAGCUGGCCCGGCGCCUGUCCACCAGAUGUGGGCACGGGCCCCGUGGGUCCCUGGACUGGCCAGAUGAGGAGCGUGGCUCCAGCCCCACCCAACUGCCCAUCUUGGAUGCUGUUGCCUCAGACCACGAGACGCCUGUGAGCGCUGGGGCAGGACGGCCAGGCCCUCGGCGGAAGCCGGUCGCCCUACCGCCGUGCCCAGCCACCCGAGAGGAGCAGGGCCGAGGCUCCAGCAGUUCCCAGAAGGUGCAGCAGGCACUGACCCGCUCCAAUAGCCUGUCCACCCCACGGCCCACUCGGGCCUCGAGGCUGAGGCGAGCUCGGCUGGGUGAUGCCUCGGACACUGAGGCUGCAGAUGGUGAGCGGGGCACCACAGGCAACCAUGAGUCGGCGGGCCGUCCGGCCACGGAGCAGGCCAAGAAGUUGUCGAGGCUGGAUAUCCUGGCCAUGCCCCGGAAGCGGGCAGGCUCCUUCACAGGCACCAGCGAGGCUGAGGCCACCACCGCCCGCUCUGGUUUCUCUGGCCGAAGCGUCGAGUUGUACUGUGCUGGCCGCAAGCCCACUGUGGCUGAGGCCCGGGCUGCAGCAAAGAAGUCUGCUGCCAUCUCCACAGCCCCUCGGCAGCCCUUCAGCAGGGCCCGGCCGGGCAGUGCCCGGUACCCUUCCUCCAAUGCACGCCGCCGGCAGCCCGGCUCGGAUUACACGUCCACCUCCGAGGAGGAGUGCGGCUCCCCCAAACACGCCCGCUCCCAUGCCUCAACAGCCACGCAGACCCCGAGGGCCAGCAGCUCCAGCCACGCCCGGCCCCGGGCCCCUGGUCCACGGGAUACGGAUGAGGAGGAGGUGGCUGACCCCUACGGUUUCAUCGUGCAGACAGCCGAGAUCGCCGAGAUUGCCAGGCUGAGCCAGACGCUAGUGAAGGAUGUGGCCAUCCUGGCCCAGGAGAUCCAUGAUGUGGCUGGGGACGGUGCCCCACUGGGUUCCCCGGGGCCCAGCCGAAGCCCUUCCCUCAGCAACGUGCCCAGCACCCCUGCCUCCACCAUCUCCACCCGUGAGGAGCUGGUGCAGCACAUCCCCGAGGCCAGCCUCAAUUUUCAGAAGGUGCCCCCUGGUGCCCUGAACUCACAAGACUUUGACCAGAACAUGAACGACAGCCGUGAGGAACCCCUGGCCUCCAAGACAAAGCCUCGGAACCGUGAGGAGGUGAUCUUUGACAACCUGAUGCUGAACCCCGUGUCCCAACUGUCGCAUGCUAUCCGUGAGAACACGGAGAGCCUCACCCAGAAGAUGAAGAUCCUUUUCCAGAACUCAGGGCACGCAUGGGAGGACUUGGAAGCCAGAAUCAAAGCUGAGAAUGAGGUGCCCAUCCUGAAGACGUCCAACAAGGAGAUCAGCUCCAUUCUGAAGGAGUUGAGGCGUGUGCAGAAGCAGCUGGAAGUCAUCAACGCCAUCGUGGACCCUAGCGGGAGCCUGGACCUGCUGAUGGGAAACAGGAGCUUGGGGGGCUUGGCCUUGCCAGGGAGGGGCCGGGCAGCCACCCAGAGCCUGUCCUCCCCCUCUGCGGAGACAGUGCUGCCUGCCCGGCCGCUGAGGGGCUUCCCGCCGCGUGUGAACUACGGCUCCCCUGGCCUCCCGGACCCCGUCUUCUUGCCCGACUUCCUCCCUGACACCCAGGGGUUCCUGAUCUAGGCCAUCCUCCAUCCCGUGCGUCCUGUGCCCCUGUUCACCCCACCAUGCUGGCCAGCUCACCACCAAGACCCCCACAUGUGCCAUACCCCACUGCUGGCGUGGCCACAUCCAGGCCCCUGGCGGCCAGCCAGCACCCCCUGUUUCAGCUGAGGCCGUCUCUAGGCCUGUGUGCGUGUCCCCACCUCGUCUCAUCACUGUUGUUUUUGUCUUGCUGGAAAGGAGAGUUGUCUGGGCCAUGGCAGUGGCCCUUCUGGCCCAGCAAGCUGGGCUCUCAGUUGGACGGGCUGGCCUGCAGGAGCACAGUGGCCCUCACCUGUGGUGUCUGGGCCAGCUGGGGUGGGCAGAGGACAGGCCAGAUCGUUCAGUGCCAAACACAGAGCUGGGGUGGCUGGUUCACACCCCUAGGCUGUGGAGAAAGGAGGGUGGGGGCUGGGCAGGCACUGUGCAGACAGCUUUGCCCAAGAGCCUGGGGCUCCCACUGAGCCAGGGCCAGAGCUGUCCCCAGCCUAUCAGUGCUGGAGAGGGGAGUGGCUGUGGGGAUGUCUGGGCCCAGAACUCCACAGCGUUGAGUCUUUGGUGCCAACACUACUGCCAAACCCACAGAGCCUGUGGGCUGCCCUGGAGGCAGUGCAGGGGGUGGGCUUUGGGUGAACCACAGCCGAGCAGCCCAGAGCCAGCCCUGCACACAUACAAAUACGCAGACCCAUGAACCUGCACACAGGUGCACACACACGUCCACACAGGUGUGCACACACAGACACUUGCAAACAGGCGCCCAUGCAGACACACCUACACACAGGCACGCACACGCAGACACCCGUGCACACAAGAGCCUGACACCUGCUCUCCCGGCCCCAGUGAGAGCUGUGUGUGUUCCCUCAAGGGAUGCUGGUCUUUGCACUUGAAUUAUGGGGGCCAGCGAGUGGGCAUGCAGCCCCCGCAGUGGAGGUGAGCCCUGGACCAAAGUGGCUGGAAAUCUGGCUUCCAGAAGCUCCCAGUUGGGUGGCCCUAGACAGCUGCCAUCCCCUUUACCCCCCUGGGGUGCUGUGGGCAUUAACUGGGCAUUUGUGGGCUCCUGUGUUCUUGGGGGGUGGGGGCAGGGACAGGCCCCAGGAGCAGUUCUGUUUUCUCAGGAUUCUUUCAACUGGGAACGUGCCAGGUGAGCAGAGCUCGGCCCCUCUGCUCCACCACUUGGAGGCCUUGAAACUUCUGGAGUCUCUAAGCCAAAGAGCCGUUGGCAUGGCGGGUGGGGGUGGGGGUGUCCCCCCUUGACCAGGUGGUGUGGGCCUGUGCUAGCGGACAUGCUGCUGGGGGCGCUGGGCGCCGGCUGGCUCCGUGUUUACAUUUCGCUGGUGUGGAGUGGCCUGCCUAGGUCCUGCGCUCCUACCCCUCCUGUGUUCACCUGUGUGGGGUGGGUGGGCCGGGUUCCCCUGGGCCGCCCCGCGAGCUGUCCGUUUGGAGGAGGUGCCCGGCCACAGCUGCCCACAGCCUGACCCGAGAGCCGAGGGCCGUUUUCUUCGUCCGUGACGUCCUCUUCCUUCCGCCCCCGCUUGGCAAACGCUGUACUAUUUUUUAAUUCACAAGUUUAUAUCCCCCACCCCCGUGUUGCGUUCUUUCAUUCCCCCCCAGCCCACCCAGCCCGCCCAGCCCUGAAUUUGGGAUCUGUAAUUUAUUCGUCUGGCUUCUCGAAGGUGUCUGUACGUUCGUUCUCAGGUGGUCCUGUGGGUGUCUAAGAAAAGGAUUCUUUUAUAUGAUUUGUCAUGGAGUUUGUUCUAAUAAAUCAUUCUAUCACAUAAUGGCACACCAGCGUCUGUCACCUUGGCCUCGUUUCUCCCUCGGUAUUGUUUGCAGUGGGGGGCCCUCUGUCACCCCAGGAGGCUCGGCCCAGGUUGGGGGCAGCGAGAAGGGGAGACCUUGAAAAUCCGAUUGAACCCCAAGACCAGCGGAGGCUGCAAUUCAGAGGUGCUGCCACUAGGUGGCGCCCUAGUGAAGAAAAGCGAAGAGAAAUUUCCAGGUGUUUGUUCCUUAAAAACAGAAAGUGUAAUUGUAUUAAAACCAUCCAGUGUGGCAACAGCCAGGAGUCCUCUUUGAAGACGUGCCAGCCGCAGC
Messenger RNA from Loxodonta africana (African savanna elephant), 8530 nucleotides. It is a transcript of the gene CEP170B, whose product is annotated as centrosomal protein 170B. Lineage: Eukaryota; Metazoa; Chordata; Mammalia; Proboscidea; Elephantidae. The coding region runs from base 1637 to 6421 and encodes 1594 amino acids. The record is from RefSeq and is a predicted model, not a curated record. The transcript is spliced from 17 exons. Gene Ontology annotation, molecular function: protein binding.